CAUCAUAUCAAAUAUUUAUAAAGGCUUUGGAUGAAAAUGUAAGAGACAUCGAAGUAUUGACUAAGGGCAGCUUCAUCACUUAAACUGACAAUGGAAAAUAAAACGCUAUUCAUCGUAACAUUAUCAAGUAUUUUUAUUUCUCAGACAUUGCUACAUAUUAUCUUUUACAGUAGAAUUGUAGUGACAGAUAUCUAUAUAAGAAUAACUAUAAUAAAUGUUAGUAAACAAAUUAAGUCAACAAGUUUAAUAAAUAAUGUUGUAUGUUGCGUUAUCAAGUUUUCAGAAAAGGGUAAGAGCUUGCAUGUUUAUCGACAUGGUAUAUUUCCGCCUGGGGCGGCAAAGCAUUCAUCAAGGAUAAUGAUAUACACAAACAUACAGUUUCAACAAAAAAAUUAAUAGUGACAAUUACCUUAACAUAGAUACAUCUUGGGAGAGUAGAUAAAGAAAGAAGAGCCUUUCUAGAUAAAAUUACUUGUGCUCGCUU
Mycotypha africana is the source of this 484-nucleotide messenger RNA. RefSeq lists its product as uncharacterized. The transcript has a single exon. The coding region runs from base 91 to 396 and encodes 101 amino acids. The record is from RefSeq and is a predicted model, not a curated record. Lineage: Eukaryota; Fungi; Mucoromycota; Mucoromycetes; Mucorales; Mycotyphaceae.